Vanessa atalanta (red admiral) is the source of this 2049-nucleotide messenger RNA. RefSeq names its product protein yellow (gene yellow-f). Bases 115 to 1479 code for a protein of 454 amino acids. The record is from RefSeq and is a predicted model, not a curated record. Gene Ontology annotation, cellular component: extracellular region. The transcript is spliced from 3 exons. NCBI's taxonomy places the organism in Eukaryota, Metazoa, Arthropoda, Insecta, Lepidoptera, Nymphalidae.
UACUGGGUUACCAGUUUACAUGCGCGCACGAGAACGACCGCUAGUGUUUGUGAUAACUGUACUGUACUCGGUGAUUCUGUGACUAACUUUACAUUCCUGUGUAAAAACGUUAAAAUGGGGGGUAUAAAAUACCUCGUGCUACUCCACCUGGUCUACAUCAGUACCUGCAUGGAACAGUUGGAUAUCAUCUAUGAAUGGAAGCAGUUGGACUUUGAGUUCCAAACCCCAGAGGCUCGGCAGCAGGCAAUCGAUAGCGGGACAUUCAUACCAGAGAACAACAUGCCUAUGGGUCUAGAGAUCUAUGGUGACAAGCUGUUCAUCACCGUUCCUAGAUGGAGGAAGGGAGUACCAGCGAGUUUGACUUACGUUAAUUUAAAAGAUAAUUCAACGAAAUCACCAAAACUGAUCCCGUAUCCGAGCUGGGCCGCACAUUCGAUGGGAUCUGACGGCAAACCAGAAAUCGUAUCCCCGUUUAGAAUCCGAGCUGAUCGAUGCGACCGUCUCUGGGUCUUAGAUAAUGGAAAAAUUGGUAACCUCGAAGCCAACACAACGAAGUUCCUACCAUCCCUUAUCAUAUAUGAUUUAAAAACCGACAACCUCCUCAGAAAAUAUGUUUUCCCAGAAGAUCACGUGAAGGAAGAUUCAGGAUUCGCAAAUAUCGCCGUCGAGGAUAUGGACUGUGAUAAAACAUAUGCAUACGCUGGUGAUGUAGGGAAACCAGGAAUAGUCGUUUAUUCAUGGGAGAAGAACGAAUCGUGGAGAAUAACUCACCACUACUUCCACCCAGAUCCAUUGGCUUGUGACUUCAGUGUUAAGGGUCACAACUUCAGCUGGACUGAUGCUAUAUUUGGUCUAGGCUUAUCAGCUCCGAAUGCAGACAACUUCAGCACACUCUACUUCCAUCCGAUGGCAAGUUACAAUGAAUUCGCUGUAUCUACUGAAUAUUUAAGGAACCAAUCUGUAGCUGACGCUAAUUUCAACGCGUUCAAAAUGCUUGGAAGCAGAGGACCAAAUGCCCAAUCGAGCGCAUCUUUCGUGGACCCAAAAACUGGAGUUCUAUUCUAUUCUCUCGUCAAUCUAAACGCGGUAGCCUGCUGGAGGACCACGAACAAGGAAUACUUGAUGAAGAAUCAAGGAAGAAUAUAUAUGGAUGAUGAGAAAAUGAUCUAUCCGACGGACAUUAAAGUUGAUUACGAUGAAAAUCUUUGGGUGCUGUCUAAUAGAAUGCCCAUUUGGAUGUACAGUCGCUUGGACCCGAACGAAGUCAAUUUUAGAGUAUUCUCAGCCCCUGUUCUGAACGCUAUAAGUCAUACUGCAUGUGACGUGACGCCGAGGUCUGACAUAUUGACCAAAUAUGUCAACAAAUUAAAAAAUGUUACGAGCAAAAUAGCUGCAAAAAUUAAUCCUAAUUCAGGAGCUUCUAGUUUGCAAUUCCCGUUGAUCGUUUUGCUAAGUUCAAUCUUACUUUUAUCGGUUUGAUUGAUAUAAUUCUUAAAUGUAUACAUUUUGUGUGAUUUGUUGUUUAUGAGUGAAUUAUUAGUUAGUAAUGAUAUAUAAUAUUUAAACUGUAUGACAAAUCAAGACAUAAAAAACUAAUUAAAUGAUUUAAACUAUAAAAUAGUUACAAUAUAAUAAGAUUUUUUUUUUAAUUUGUGAUAAUUAUCGUUAAUAUAAAAAGGGAUCAAAAUUAUCUUUGAACAUUUUUGCUUAUAAAAAGGCAAAGGCUAUGUUUCUUUGGGCUUUUUUAUAUGCUUCAAUAUGAAUAAAUCUUUAAACUGUAAACUGACAUAAAAUAUCAUAUCAAUAUUUUAUUGUAAUAAAUAUUAAUGUUUCUACUUUGAAACUUUUUAAGGUGCUAAUUAUAGAUUAUUGACGAUCGUAAGCUUAGAAUAUUUAAAAAAAAAACACUUUCUUUAUGGUACACGGUACAAAAUAAUAAUACGUUACCCUUUAUUUAUUGUGAUUGUACAGAUCUAUGUAUUAAGUUAAAAAUGUACUUACUUGACGUGAACUUCAAGUGAUACAAAGUGACUUAGUGUAUAAGUGUCA